Penicillium brasilianum is the source of this 363-nucleotide messenger RNA. NCBI's taxonomy places the organism in Eukaryota, Fungi, Ascomycota, Eurotiomycetes, Eurotiales, Aspergillaceae. The record is from the annotation of a GenBank genome assembly.
AUGAUUCCAAACUUCAAAGCUCAAUUUAUCCUCCUCCUCUCGGCCGGCCAUGUUGCCCUGGCUGCGAACUGUUACGGAAGUGGCAACCCAGGCCUUUCGGUAGCGGACUACCAGGAAACAGCAGCGGGAAUUUGCAACGGCGGAUCCAGCGUUGAUUAUAGUUUUGGUAACACUGGCUAUCCAAACUACAAUCCUUUGCAGAUCCAGGCCAGCUACUCUGGGUCCGAAAAGGCUCAUUGUUGGGACGCGUUUAACAAUAUCAUCUCCCAAUGCGUGCAGAAUGAGGGAAAGAACGGUGGUGAAUGGGACUACAACUAUAAUGGAGACAAUGAGAAGUAUGUUCUUCAGGGAAUUGAGGGUUAA